Messenger RNA from Linum trigynum, 3235 nucleotides. The record is from the annotation of a GenBank genome assembly. Lineage: Eukaryota; Viridiplantae; Streptophyta; Magnoliopsida; Malpighiales; Linaceae.
GCAAUUAACCCCUACAAGUUUCAUCAUUUUAUCUGGAUGUCCCCGAAGGGGCCUACAAGUUUCAUCAUCAUAUGUGUGAAUUGUGAUCACCCACAUUUUUCGCUUGUGAACACAAGAAUCGACGGUUCUAUGCGAGUUUGAGUUAUAAUAGACUUUAUCAUCAAAGAUUAGAUCAAGCAGGUAAUUUUCUCAAAAACAUGAACUUAUGGAUAAAAAAAUAGACAAAGAGAACGAAAAAGGCACACACUUGGCCCCUAUCACUUUCUUGAUAUGUAAUGAGAUAAAGGUAAUAUCUUCAUUCAUGGAAUUUUAAUGAAGGUGGAGAGAUUUUGAGAAUCUCGAUAAUAACUUCUACAAUGAUGAAGAUCCUCCUUUUUGUCGUAAAAAUUUCCCACGAGUUAAUUAAGUUGACAGACAGCUUCAUCCUCUAGCUAAUAGAUAUAUCCAAGUUUUACGAGUUAGAUGUAAUGUUGGUAGAAAACUGUAUGUGUUUCGUUCGAGAUAAACGGUUGUCAAGAGCAACAACUCUGUGGAGGAGAGCAACGAGGAGGAUGCGGUCUGUCACCUAGUAGGGUAAGUAGAGGGAAAUUAGUGGAUAAAUAUAUUUGUGGUUAAAUAACCAAUCUAUGUGUGGCAGUUGGGAUAAUUAUAAUCGAAUUUGAAGUGUGUGGUCGGAAGACUAUUCAAAUGAACAAUAAUAAUCAACUCGACUACAAUCAAUAUAAUAAAAUCAUUUAAUCAAUUUAUCACCAUAAUCCGAAUGAAAUAUGGGAAUCUAAGAGGUACAUUGAUGCCGGUGAAUACUAGGUCCAUCAAGAUUGUUUAAUGCUUUUUGUUGUUGUUAAAUUUAGUUGUCAUACCUAUCCCUAAACAAUACAUGUAUUAUUCUAUAGUUUGGAACUUCUAAAAGUUAUAUUAUGGACAAUUCAUUGACAACUGUUUCUACGUUCUUGCCCCUCCAUGUUUUCGUUCUAACUUCUAACCCUUUGCUAGAAAAUGAAUGAUGAUAUGUAAAAGAGGAAGGGAAUCUCCAUAUUUAUUUCAUUUAGGUGCCCAAAUCUCUUUAUCAUAUUUAGCAUUCAAUUCAAUGCAAGGAAUCGUCAUCGAGUAGAUCAAGCUAAUUAAUUCUCUUCGUUGCUUUCUGCUCUAUUAUUAAAAGAGCAUUUCUUGUUGCAGCACCAAGAUGGAUGAAAACGAAAUUAAGACCGAAAUAAAUACGCCCUGGCCCUGCCAACUGCCACCGCUCAUCUCACCCAACUGCAAAAAAAGCCCACUAAAAGGCCCAUCCAUCACUCUCUCUCUCACUCUCACUCUCACACUCUUCUCGCCCGCCUCAUCCCCCUCUCACCCAAUUCGUACUCUCUCCUCCUCGUUCUCUCCGCCCCGCCUCCACAAUGGCGGAGACCACCACCGCCGCGGUUCAGCACCCGAUUUCCGACUCCAACGACCAGAGCCCCUUCGGAAAAUUCACCCCAUCCGAAUUCUACGCCAAGCACGGCGUCUCCCACCACUCGGAGCACAGGACCAACUCCCGCGGCUUCAAUCUCUUCACCCAGUGGUGGUCCCCGCUCCCUCCCGCCGACAAAAUCGGAUUCAUCGCCGUCGUCCACGGCUUCACCGGCGAGUCCAGCUGGUUCCUCCAGCUCACCUCCAUCCUCUUCGCCAAGCACGGCUUCCUCGUCUGCGCCAUCGACCACCAGGGCCACGGCUUCUCCGACGCCCUCGACGGCCUCAUUCACCACAUGCCGGACAUCAACCCCAUCGUCGACGACUGCAUCGACUUCUUCGCCGACUUCCGCGCGUCCCACGCGCCGGGCCUCCCGGCCUUCCUCUACUCGGAGUCCCUCGGCGGCGCCAUCGCGCUGUACGUCACGCUCAAGCAGAAGCAGAAGGGCGCGUGGGACGGGCUGAUCCUCAACGGCGCCAUGUGCGGGAUCAGCCCCAAGUUCAAGCCCCCCUGGCCGCUCGAGCACCUCCUCUUCGCCGUCGCCGCCGUGGUUCCCACCUGGCGCGUCGUCCCCACGCGCGGGACGAUCCCGGAUGUCUCUUUCAAGGUGGAGUGGAAGCGGAAGCUGGCGAUGGCGAGCCCGCGGCGGAGCGUGGCGAGGCCACGCGCGGCUACCGCGCUGGAGCUUCUCAGGGUGUGCAAGGACUUGCAGGGGAGGUUCGAGGAAGUGGAUCUGCCGCUGCUGAUCUCGCACGGCGGCGACGACGUGGUGUGCGACCCCGCGUGCGUGGAAGAGCUCUACCGCCGCGCCUCCAGCAAGGAUAAGACGUUGAAGAUAUACCCGGGGUUGUGGCACCAGAUGGUUGGGGAAGAGGAAGAGCAAGUCAAUCUAGUGUUCGGAGAUAUGAUCGCCUGGCUGAAAGCCAGAGUGGAACGCAGCAAGGGGAAUUGAGUUGUCAGUACUCGCCGGCAGCAUCGAGGGAACAUCCCGGCGGCGACGGAGGUGAAGGGGAUCGGCGAUUUAGUCUUUCUGAAUGAAUAAGCCAUGGGUACAUAAGUUAUGGUUGGAGAUUGCUUGAAUCUGCCUGAUUUAGUGUCCAGCUUCACUGUUGAAUGAUGUAGUUGUAAGCACCUAUUCGAUAUCUGUAGUGUAUGUGUGUAAACUUGGACGAAAUAAACAACGUGCUUAAGUCUAUCCAAUCGACGUAGUAAUCCGAUACCUAAAGUAGUCAAAUGAAUCAGAUUGACGAAGGAAUUUGGAUCCGGUCUUCAGUCCUCACUGACGGAGUCUCAGGAUGGCGUUUAUGAAUGCAAAUUGGAAGGUGAACUGAUGGAAGAAAUGAAUUUAGUCCUCUUCAGGGAAACCUGUAGAGUAGAGAUUGGAAGGAUUUUGUAGAAAGACACGAAGCUGAAGAAGGCCUUGGCAUAGAAGUUUCACUGAAUAUUGUAUUUGGUGAGAGUCUGAGAGACAUUACUGAAACUGAAAAUCAUAUGGCGAGGAGCUUUGAAAUGGGAUGAAGAUUUUUAUUCAUCUCAGUGUAUAGAGAUUGCAGUAAAGGACAUAUUUGUAUGGUUUUCCUGAGGGAAACCUGUAAGGGUUGGCCGGAUGAGAUAGAUGGUUAAGGCUAUGAGGAUUUCCGUAAGGAAGGGAUCUUCUGAUUGCUUGUCUCAGAGGUCAUUAGAGAAGCUAAUGAAAUCUGCAGACAGAAAGGCCAAUGUGUUUCUGACCUGUUGAUGAUCACCAUCAUACUUGGAAUUCAAUGGGGUUAAUAAAACUGAGAUUACUAA